Poeciliopsis prolifica (blackstripe livebearer) is the source of this 6082-nucleotide messenger RNA. RefSeq names its product ras GTPase-activating-like protein IQGAP3. Gene Ontology annotation, biological process: regulation of actin cytoskeleton organization; regulation of GTPase activity. Gene Ontology annotation, molecular function: calmodulin binding; actin filament binding; GTPase activator activity. Gene Ontology annotation, cellular component: cytoplasm. The record is from RefSeq and is a predicted model, not a curated record. NCBI's taxonomy places the organism in Eukaryota, Metazoa, Chordata, Actinopteri, Cyprinodontiformes, Poeciliidae.
UCUGAGUUAUUUCAAGGAAAAGAAAGGUUCUGUUUCCUGUUCUGCGGACUGAUGAGGCUUUAAAAUAAGUUUAAAAUUAGCUUUGACUGAUGAGACAGAACUACACAGACCAGAAUCCAACGCGGCAGCCUUCUGGCCAAUAGCAGAAGCGAUACUAUCGAGGCUGAUGAUUGGGCCAAUCAGAGAGCGGGCGGGAGCUUUCAAACCUCAGACAGGAAGUAGCUCGAAGCGCUGAAGCUCGUUUUGCUGAUUUAAGGCUUUGCAAACACAUUCGGGUCCAGUUUUCUCUUCUGACCGAACCGGGAGGCGGCAUUUCACCGGCCAGAGAACAAAGAACCGGGACAACAUGUCGGAACCAGCAGUAGGAAGCCGCUAUGAGCGUCUCACAGCAGAGCAGAUGGACGAGCAGAGGGUCCAGAACGUGGCCUAUCAGUACCUUUGCAGGCUGGAGGAGGCUAAAAGGUGGAUGGAGGCGUGUCUGGGGGAGGAGCUUCCUGCCCCAACCGAGCUGGAGGAGGCGCUGCGUAACGGAGUCAUUCUGGCCAAAUUGGGGCAGCACUUCGCUCCAACCGCCGUGCCACUGAAGAAGAUCUACGACCCAGAACAGCUCCGAUACCAGGCUGUGGGUCUCCAGUUUCGUCACACUGACAACAUAAACCACUGGAGGAACGCAAUGACGACCCUGGGCCUGCCUGCGAUCUUCCACCCUGAAACUACAGACAUUUACGACAAGAAGAACAUGCCUAGAGCAGUUUACUGCAUCCACGCCCUCAGCCUCUACCUGCACAGACUGGGUUUGGCUCCUCCUAUUUAUGACCUCUAUGGAAAAUUAAAGUUCACAGAUGAAGAGAUCAGCAACAUGGAGUUGGAGCUGGAUAAAUACGGGAUCCAGAUGCCGGCCUUCAGUAAGAUCGGCGGCAUCCUGGCCAAUGAGCUGUCUGUGGACGAAGCCGCAGUGCACGCGGCCGUGGCGGCCAUUAACGAGGCGGUGGACCGCGGGGAGGUGAGCGGCACGGCGGCGGCUCUGAGGAACCCUGCGGCGCUGCUUUGCGACCUGCAGGAGGCGCUGAUGGCCGCCUACCAGGAGGCGCUGAGGGAUGCCAGGAGGAGGAAGGCACAGCGAGCGGCUCACCAGGGAGGCCGGGAGGAACGAGACAUGUAUGAGGAGUUCCUGAGCCGCCGGGAGAUCCAGGAGCUGAUCGGCAGCGUCAACGUGCGGUCUGCGGUGCAGCAGGUGGACGAGGCUCUGGACGCUGCCAAUGAACUCUCUCUGCUUGCUGCGCUGCAGCGGCCAUGUUUGGCCCUCAGGGGCCUCCGUGGCUCCAACGGUACCUGGUACCUGGAUCAGCUGCUGGAGGACCGCCAGCAGAAGGCGCUGGAUCUGGGCUCCCCGGAUCCUCUGGAGCCGGCCGAGCUGCAGGAGAGCAUCGCUGCUGCCAACCAGGAAGCUCAGAGCGCCGCGAGACGUCUCCUGGCGGUGCAGAGCGUCAACUCGUCGCUGCGGGGAAGCGAUCCCAGGCGCACCGUCAGCUGUUUGAUGAACUCUGACCUGCAGCUGCCUGAAGUGUUUCCAACUGCGGCGGCGCUUUACCACCGGGAGCUGCAGCUGCUGCAGAGACGCACCACUCAGGGGGAGUUGCACCAGGAAGAGCUGUUUGUUGCUGUGGAGAUGCUGUCGGCAGUUGUUCUGACCAAUCAGAGCCUGGAGGCGGGACAUCUCCAGCAGUUCAGCUCCUCAUUGGUCAGUCCGUCUGCAGGACUCUGUGAUGUGGAUAGCGCCCUCAUGGACAGGUAUAUGCAGCACCUGGCAGGUGUGAAGCAGCAGGGGGGUGGAGCCAUACUCACCUGGAAUCAGUUGCAGGAAGGAAUAAACAGUGUGAACAGCUGCGCUGAGGACGAACUCCAGCAGUUCCAGGUGGUCGGCCUGAUAAAUGAGGCGCUGAGGAGAGGAGAUGUCCAGCUGCUGCUGUCUGCUCUGCUGCUGCCCUCUGGUGGCCUGCAGGGCGUCAUACCUGCCAACGCCUGCAGGUACCUGGCGCUGCUGACCAGCUGCAGGCACGACAAAGCCCAGACAAGUAGAGGCCCAGGAGCUGAGCUGUGGUUGGCUGAUAUCCAGGAAGUAGUGAAGCAAGCCAAUCAGCAGAGCCAGAAAGCUCUGAAGCUGUGCCUGGCGGUGGCAGCCGCCAACCAGGCGGUGAAGGAGAACCGGGCCCAGCAGACGCUGCGGGUUCUGUCUCUGCCGGACCUGCAGCUGCACGGCGUUCUGCCCGACUGCGCCGCUGCCUACCAGCAGGAGCUAAGCAGCCGUCUGGCAGACCGGACCCGUCCAGGUGCGGAGCGGAGUCCAUGGGUCCGGGUCCGGCUGGACGACGGGUCGUUUUAUUACUUCCACCUGAGCCGGCUGGAGGGAAGCUGGGUGGUACCCGAUGGUUUCCGGAACCACAGCUGCUUCUUGACCCGACAGGACAUACAGGAAGUAGUGAGCAACGUUUCAAUAUCCUACAACCGCGGCAUUUUGUGGCGCAGCAGCGCCGCCCUGGUGGUUGGCCUUCAGGCGCGUUGUCGGGGCUUCUUGGUCAGGCAGCAGCUGGAGGGUCGCCGGCGCUACCUGAUUGAUCAGAGCGCUGCUGUUGUCAUCAUCCAGUCUCAUUGGAGGAGGUUCAUCCAGCAGAGGGCGUACCGCCGCCGGCUGCAGCUCCUCUACAGGAACUGGAGGACCAUCGUCAAGAUCCAGGCGCUGGUGAGGAUGUGGAUCGCCAGGAGGGCAUUUCUGACCCGGCUCCGAUUCUUCAGGCAGAAUGUGGACGCUGUGGUGAAGAUCCAGGCGUUUUUCCGGGCCAGCCGGGCCCGGCACCAGUACCGCCUGCUAGUGCAUUGACACGCCCCCCUGUCUGUGAUCAGGAGGUUCCUGCACCUGCUCGACCUUGGAGACUGUGACAUCAGAGAGGAGGCGGAGCUUCUGCGGCUGAGGCAGGAAGUGGUGCGGAACAUCCGCGCUAACCGGCGGCUGGAGUCCGACCUCGACCUGAUGGACCUGAAGAUCGGCCUGCUGGUCCGGAACCGGGCCACGCUGCAGGAAGUGGUGUCCCACUGCAAGAAGCUGACCCGGAAGAACAAGGAGCAUCUGUCGGACCUGAUGGACAUGGAGAGAAGCAAAGGGCUGAAGGCUCUGAGCCGCAACCGCAGGGAGAAACUGGAGGCCUACCAGCACCUGUUCUACCUGCUGCAGACGCAGCCCCUCUACCUGGCCCAUGUGAUCUUCCUGAUGCCGCAGAGCCGCUCCACCUGCUUCGUGGAGAUGCUGGUCUUCAGCCUGUUCAACUACGGCUCCGACCGCAGAGACGCCUUCCUGCUGCUGCAGCUCUUUACCGAAGCGCUUCGAUACGAGAUCAGACUGAAGGUGGAGCAGCCGCAGGAAGUGAUUACCGGGAAUCCCACCGUCAUCAAGAUGCUGGUGAACUUUUACCGGCAGGCGCGCGGUCAGAACGCCCUGCGAGACUCCCUGGGUCCGGCGCUGCAGGACGUCCUGUUGGACCAAACCCUCAGCAUCAGAACCGACCCGCUGGAGGUCUACAAGACCUGGAUCAACCAGACCGAGACCCAGACCGGACACAAGAGCUCUCUACCCUAUGAGGUUUCUGCGGAGGACGCCCUGACCCACCCGGAAGUCCAGCGAAGAAUUGACAUCGCCAUCAUCAACCUGAAGAACCUGACGGACCGCGUCCUCAAAGCCAUCACCUCCAGUCUCAACAAACUCCCGUACGGCCUUCGUUACACAGCCAAGGUUCUCCGAGACGCCUUGAAGGCAAAGUUUCCUGCAGCCAGUGAGGACGAGCUCUACAAGAUUGUGGGAAACCUGGUGUACUAUCGCUACAUGAAUCCGGCCAUCGUGGCUCCGGACGGCUUCGACGUGGUGGACCGGUCGGCCGGAUCCGCCCUGCAGCCGGAGCAGCGCCGCAUCCUGGGAUCCAUAGCCCGCAUGCUGCAGCACGCCGCCGCCAACAAGCACUUCCACGGAGACGGCUACCACGUUCACGCCCUGAACCAGUACAUCACCCGGACCCACGGCAGGUUCAGGAAGUUCCUGCACGGCGUCUGUGACGUUCCCGAACCAGAGGAGCGGUUCGGCAUGGACGAGUUCUCUGAGCAGCUGACCGUCAACAGACCCGUCGUCUACAUCUCCGUCAGCGAGUUGCUCAACACUCACAAGCUACUGCUGGAGCACCAGGAGGUUCUGUGUCCCGACCCGUCGGACCCACUGAGGCUGAUCCUGAACGACCUCGGACCGGUUCCCUCGCUGCAGGAGCUCAACGGUGAGGCGUCAGCUGAUCCAGGGUCAGAGUUCAGUAAGAUGGAAGUUUCUCUGACGCUCACUAACAAAUUUGAUGUUUUUGACGACUCUUCUGAACAACCGGACGUCCGAGGACUGCUGCUCAGCACCAAGCAGCUGAUCAUCGACGUCAUCAGGACUCAGCCAGGCGACUCUCUGAGGGACAUCUUGAAAACAAAGACCUCGCCUGACCAGGAAGUGUGUCACGAUUGGCUGGUGCAGCGGCGGGUGCGGCGGGACGCUCAGACGCCAGAGAAGAUGAAGAGGAAUCCGUCUCUGGUUGCAAACAGCAACCUGAGCCUGGAGGAGAAGAAGAGGAAGAUCGUACGCAGCCUCCGCCGCCUGGAGACGCUCGGCGUUCUGCGGCCGCCGCGGGCCGAAGAGCAGCUCCUGCAGAUGGUUGCCAAGGACAUCCGGCAGCAGCGUGUGCGUCGCCAGCGGCGGGGGGCGGAGCUUCACAAGCUGCAGCAGACUCUGAGCCGCCUGCAGGAGAAGAGCAGCUUCCACUGCCAGCAGGUCGACUUCUACAGGCAUUACAUCACUUCCUGUCUGGACUACCUGACCACCGGCAGCAAAGGGACCAAUAGGAACGCAGCAGAGAGCAGAGGGAAGAAGAAGCUUCCUGCUGUGAGCUACAGCGCCGCCCGGCUGCAGGAGAAGGGAGUGCUGCUGGAGAUCGAGGACCUUCCAGCCACACAGUUCAGGAACGUCGUCUUCGACAUCACACCCGGUCCAGAGACGGGAAGCUUCAGCGUCAGCGCCCGCUUCCUGGGCGUCCAGAUGGAGGACUUCCUGCUCCGAUACCAGGAUCUGCUGCAGCUGCAGCAGGGCGUGGCGGCGGUGAUGAAGAUGUUCGAUAAAGCCAAAGUCAACGUCAAUCUGCUCAUCUUCCUGCUCAACAAGAAGUUCUUCAAAAAAUAAACCAACAAACGCUCUCUCUUCUCACUCCUAUCUUUGUCUGGUGUCUCACUGCUUGACUAAAUGAAAACCUGUUGCCAUUUUGUCUGGAGUGAGACAUCUGUUCUCCACUACUAUCUGUUGUUUAAAAUGUGCCUCAGUAUGUAUCAGAGUGAGGCUUCUGUUUUACUCCUAUCUCUAUUUGUCACUGUUUGAUCAGAGUGAGACCUCUGUUCUACACUAUCUCUGUAUAAAACUCUUAUGGACCUCAAGGUACAUCAGAGUGAGACCUCUGUUCUACACUAUCUCUAUAAAACUCUUAUGGACCUCAAGGUACAUCAGAGUGAGACCUCUGUUCUACACUAUCUCUGUAUAAAACUCUUAUGGACCUCAAGGUACAUCAGAGUGAGACCUCUGUUCUACUACUACUGUCUGUUUCAGCGUUUUUUUAAACACUCCGAAUUAGUCAACUUUAAGCAGAGUGAGUCAUCUGCCCAAACACAUAUCUUUGUUCUAGAUCACACUAUAUUAUUUUGGUCCAUAGUAAUACAUCCUGCUUUCACUGAUCUUUGCACUUUAAAGUUUCCACUGGUGCAUCUGAGGACUUGAUCAGAGUGAGCCCUCUCCUCUUACUCGCCUAUCUGUGUAAGCUACAAGACGCUAACAACGGAUGCAAACUGAAGCUUUAUUUUGAAAAUCUGAUGCACUUCCUGCAAAAUCGUCUGUGGGCGGAGCUUAGUUCAGUUGGACAGAUUUCAUUGGUCACUUACGUUAUUGAGUGGUGAUCUGUAGCCAUGUGUCACUUCCUGUCUAAAGGAACAUUUUAAUCUUCAAUAAACGUCUUGAUGUUUCGCA